Messenger RNA from Amphibalanus amphitrite, 639 nucleotides. RefSeq names its product 39S ribosomal protein L43, mitochondrial-like. Lineage: Eukaryota; Metazoa; Arthropoda; Thecostraca; Balanomorpha; Balanidae. The transcript is spliced from 4 exons. Gene Ontology annotation, biological process: mitochondrial translation. The record is from RefSeq and is a predicted model, not a curated record. Gene Ontology annotation, molecular function: structural constituent of ribosome. Gene Ontology annotation, cellular component: mitochondrial large ribosomal subunit. The annotation marks the transcript as partial.
CUUCACAACUUCGGCCGCGUCCCGGCCGUGUCGGAUUUUAUUGAAAACCAGGUGGUGGAUUUCGCCAAACAGAAUCCAGGCAUCGUUGUAUAUCUUAAACCCAGACGCCAUCGAGCUCCACACGUCAAGCUGGAAUAUUUGAACGGUGAGACGGAGAUUCUCAGUGCCAAGUGCCUGUCUGAGCGGGAGCUGCGCCAGUGGCUGGAGGUGGCGCGCGGCAGCUCCGGCGAGCCGGUGGCGCGCCUCAGGAAGAUGCAACACACCGACCGGCCGUCCAUCCAGGGCGUCUGGACGCCGUGGACCAACGUGCCGCCGCAGACCAACCUCGAGACCUUCCCCAGCGAGGAGGGCUACCGCGCGCCGCAGCGCGAACAGACUGCCACAGAGAAGCUGCGCGAGCUGUUCGCUCGUCAGCAGGAGCAGAAGCAGCUGGCGGAGGAGACCACCGGCACCAGCUAGCGCCAGCGCCGGCGAUGGAGAGCUAGUCAGCAGGGACAUUCUGUGCUGACAGGUGUGUGUAUGUGCGCGUAAUGAUACGAGUGAGGUGUGGUGGAAGAUCGUGUAGUUUAUGCGAGGUUAAGUGCGCAUUUCGAUUCUUGUAUAAGUGAAAUCAGUGACAAUAUAUGCUUGUUUCUCGUA